AACUGGCCAUGCGCACCUUCGCUGACCAGUGAAUACCCUCGCCAUCUCCUCUCAUACGUCGAUGCUGAUUCUUCAUUCGCAGCGCUCCGUUCCUAUUGUCUGUCCCAGAUAGAUACCCCGGCUGUGGUGGAUCCUCCAGCUCCUGUUCUCGUCCCUGUUGUAGGUGCCCGCCAUAUCGCACGCGUUCCUCUUGAACGUUCUGGAGAACUUGAUCUCGGGACUGCUGUAACUGUGGUCGAGACCCGUCAAGGGUGAUCUGCCAGCUGGGUGUCUUGGAGGCUGCGCAGCGCGAGCUUGGAACCAUGGAGGAAAUACCAGUCCAUGGCCUCGAGGAGCUCGAGAGACACGUCCAGCAGCUCGCUGAAGCCCCAGAAACGCCUCUCGAUACCAAGCUGUUUGAUGAAGUAGAGCUGCAGCUGAAUGAUACAAACAUACCUCCUUUGAUACCCCGACUACUACCGAACCUCACACAAGUUCUCCUCGCCUAUGACAAAGACCCAACAAUCUUGGCAAGCCUCUGCAUGAAGCUCCUGCGACCCGUCCCAUUCACUCAGGCCCUCACCCUCGCCUCCGAGGAUGCCCUCAUCCAAGCCCUUCGAUCCCCCGCCCCUGCGGCAGCUAUACUGGCAAUCACAGUUAUCGAGAAAGCAGCACGAAGCCCAAGCGAUACUGCAAUACUCUCCAUCAUGAAAGGAGUAGUCGAGGAGUUCCUGCGAACAUGGCUCAGCACCCCGCACGUCGAAGUUGGAGAGAAGGCUACGAAGGCACUCGGCGAUCUACUCGAGGUGGAUUGUGACCGCAGAACAUCAGCUACAAUCGACACGAAGAUGAGCGGCCUCCAAAUCGCGUCGAAUAUGCCACCCGGUCAAGGUCUAUUAUGGCGGAGAAUAUUCCAAGACCGCGAGAUCUACAACCUUCUAUUCUCCCUCUGCAGUUUCCACACAAUCGGUACCGGUCCAAGUCAGCUCGAUGAGCGACAAAAGUCAUUAGCACAAGCCCGCCUCCUUCGCGUUUUACCGCGACUGGCGGUUCUGGACUUCCAAACCAUAACUCGCAGCCAUUUCCCCGAGAUCGAAGGGCGAUACAAGAUUGACCAGCAUGGACUGUUAUAUUUUGCGGCUGUUGAUAUGGUGAACAAGGAAGAGGAUAUGUUGAUGCAUAUCACAGUUAUUGAUUUUUUCGCUGAGUUUCUGGACGUGAUGAGUAUGACGGAACUGACGAAGAGCACAAUGGAUUAUUUGGCUGCACUGAUGAAGAAGGUUGCGUCUACGGAUGAGACGCUUUAUAAGAGUCUUGAGGCGAUGGCAUUGGACCCGGAGACGAGCCCGGAAUUGGUGGAUUUGCUGGUGAAGUUGAACGAGUAUCCAUGAUAUCCCCGCGUAAGCUGGAGAAAGGGAUAAUUUCGGGUUCAACCAGGACGAUCGCGCGAGGGAUACCUUGACCGGCUUGCACGGGAGAUCAGAAUUACUGCAUGAGUCCGCUGGUCGACAUCGGCCACCACCUCGUUCGAAAUGAAGCAGCUUGAGAGCCUCCGAUAGCAAACAUCGCUCGCCAGAAGGGCGUUAGCUAGAUUGAGCAGACUCAGCUUUCAGGCAUCACAUGGAAUUCCCUGAAGGCAAUGUGUAACAAUAAUCAGCAAUGAGCUUUCAGAAAUCCCUCAAACCGCUUGCUUGCUCGCAAAUU
Hyaloscypha bicolor E is the source of this 1683-nucleotide messenger RNA. RefSeq lists its product as uncharacterized. Bases 303 to 1370 code for a protein of 355 amino acids. The transcript has 2 exons. Lineage: Eukaryota; Fungi; Ascomycota; Leotiomycetes; Helotiales; Hyaloscyphaceae. The record is from RefSeq and is a predicted model, not a curated record.